Symbiodinium natans is the source of this 159-nucleotide messenger RNA. Lineage: Eukaryota; Dinophyceae; Suessiales; Symbiodiniaceae. The record is from the annotation of a GenBank genome assembly.
GCAGCCAAUUUUGUGGAGGUCCUGGCCAUUGGCAUCGAGGGCCGCACAGAAGUCCGCAGCGCCAUGCGCCUCCCACACUACUACCCUCCGACGAGGGUGCGCUGGCUGGGGGGCGGCAGCUCACGUGAGCUGCUCGCGACGAGCGGCGACUACCUGCGU